Molecule: messenger RNA, 6279 nt
Organism: Leishmania mexicana MHOM/GT/2001/U1103
Lineage: Eukaryota; Euglenozoa; Kinetoplastea; Trypanosomatida; Trypanosomatidae
Exons: 1
Coding region: 1-6279 (2092 amino acids)
Source: RefSeq, a predicted model, not a curated record
AUGCAGUCACUGACCCCAUCCCGCGUGAUUGGCCGCUCGGCGUCGGCCAGGAAGGCCCCUGCCCCCACUUCACUGCGAGAAGACGUGGGCAGCCUCUCUGCCGGUGGCGCGGGCACGAGUGCGGCAAGGGAAAGAGCAGGCAGCGUUGUGCGGUCUGCUUCAGCCAGAGCAGCCUCUCUGACCAGGUCGGGUAAGGCUGAGGGCAGAGCGGCGGUUGGUAGGGAGGCAAGAGGUUUCUGCCGGAGCCCAUCACGCGACAGCGGCAGUGUCGGUCGAUGCCGCCCGCAACCUUUUGGACACAACGUUGGUCAGCCGCAAGUCUGCCCUCGCUCGACGGUCACGCUGUGCUCACCGAAUCAGCACCUCCCUCCCGCCCCACACGAGUCUUUGGGAGGAGCACCGACCACCGCCGGCCCACCGACGUCGACUGACGACCGCACAAGCGCGCUCCCGGGGACUCGUGAAGCGCCAAAACGAUCGAAGAUACAUAUUCGGAGCACUCACGUGCACAGUGCGCCUGGUGGGCCAUCAGGGGCGAUGCGGCCCGUCUCCGCCAGGGACACCCCCGCACCACCGCAACAGCGACGUCAAGUUGCGAAGUCUGGUGAGGUGGCCACCGAGCCGACGCCUACGCCCAUCCCCUCCGCCGUUGCGACGAUCACGUCGAGCCCGCUGACGCACACACACACGACCAGCUGUGGACUGUUCAUACCACGCUCCCGCACCGCUCGCACCUCGGCCUCCUUGGAGGCAUUCUUGCUGAGCUUCCAGAACUGCCUCCACAGGCAAGAGAUUUUGUUCCAGCGUGUCGACACCGCCGUCGCCCAACUCGAGAGUGCGACGGUUUCUCCGCCUUCCUCGGCCCCAACAACACGGGCUCCGACAGCCUCUCUUCGGGGCAGCGCCUCGCUGCCGCGGUACGUGUUGCCAUCGCACAUAUCUUCCUACGCCUCCGCGGCGGCCGCAACCGGUGCGUCGCCGACGCGACUAAACAGGACUGUAACCUUUCCAGGUGCUGUUGCCGGAGCAAGGCGUAGGGGGGGCGCCAAUGACAUGGCCAGCUCUAACGCCCACACAGACGGCGCGCCGGUGGUCUCCGCCUCGUCCUCCCAGCAGGAGCUCCCGCUCACCGAGGCUUUUCACCGCGCGCAGCGGCAUCAGCCAAGCCAGAGCACUGGGUCUUCCACUCUUUCAUUGUCCGUUGUCGUGGUCCAGCCCGCGUUGAAGCGCGUUGGCGGCAAUGACGUUGCCUCGCCGAUGAUGUGUUCCUCCUCUCAAGGCCUCCUAUCACCGCCCCAGCAGAUGUCGCCGCUCCUCACGUUUCCGACCUACGUUCGGGUUGACGGCGUGGGACUGACGCCGACCUUGGCGGCGCCAUCUAGGCUCUCGCAUUCACAUACCCUGUUCCCUUCCUCGACGCCGAAGACACCGCCGUCGCCGGCUCGGUUGGCCAUGACGCAGGAGCAACUCCUCACGAGCAACAACGGGUGCACAGGCAGCCUGCCACUGAACACAAGGGUGACGUCGCGGGUGACCGACUCCCCGUCCAUCGCCAGGAGCGGAGGGGUACUGGGCAGACAGGGAUACCCAGCGGGGGACGCGGAGGUCGUCGCAGGUGAACCAGCCAUGGAAGCCCCCGUGCUGCCCGCGUCUGCCGAAUGGACGGAUGCAUACGAGGCAGCCACGGGGUGCAGCAGGGCGAGCACCGCCGCGGAGAACACCGCAGCUGAGGAUGCGGGGGGGGGCGCCGGCGGUAGGCAAAAGGCUGCUGCUGCGACCGAGUCGUCCAGUAACGAGAGCGCCUCCGCUUCUCCGAUCCUGCACAGUGGGCAGAUGCCCUACCUCACGACCACCAUCUCUGGCGCAGACCAGAGCUUCAACAGCGGUUGCGGCGGCGCAGGGAGCGAUGGCGUGCCGGCGUGGUCCAGCGCCCUGCCUGGGCACGCGAAGGGAGGAAGCCUCCGUAUCGGCGGCAUUCCUGAAUCGUCCGUGAUGAGCGCCUUCAGCGAGAGCGCGGACAGCGUGUCGCUCUCGCCCCUCUCGCGCCCGCCGUCGAUUUGGAUAGGCAGCCCGAGGACGCGAGGCACCCUCGGCCCGACGUCGCCGCAUCAAGCGCCGCCGUCGCUGCAGCUGCACUCCUCGCUUGGGGGGAGCACAAUCAGCACAGCAUGGAUCUCGCCUCGCCGUGUGCCGAACAGCCACAACAGCCGCAGCAGCAGCAACGCCGCUGGGGCGGCGCAGGCGUCGGCGAACCGGUCCCCCCGCGCAGCGGCCGCGCUGGAGAACCCGCGACACACGUCGACGGCGGUGAACUCCGCCGGCUCUCUGCCGUCGACAAGUCAACAACAGCCGCAGCAGCGCAGCUCAGGGGACCUGCUCUCGCCCUUGUCCGGGCAGUGGCUGUUGUCACCCUCCCCGACACCAACAGUUUCGCGGCGUGCGAGUGGCGUGGCGCACCGCGGCAGCGUCCAGCUGACCUCUGUCAACUUGUCAGGCAGCGGCACCCAGAACAUCGCCGGCAACAGCAGCAGCGGCAACGCUGGUGGGUUGGUAACGGUGAUGUCAUCGGCUACAGUGGAGGGGAACGUUGUCUCCAGCCUUUCCUCAACAUCUCCUCUGGUGCCGCCGUGCUUUCCUGACAGCGGCGACGUUGCCACGGGUGCGGAUCAAGCCGUGACGUCGCCAGUAACGACGUGUCGCCAACUCACCCUAUCGUCGUCGCCGUCGGCCGAGGAAGCCGAUCGUGAUGACUCACCCCAGGAAAUCUCGCUGCGGCCCCCCAUUGGCCUGGCCGAGGAGGGGGACGACGAGGACGCGCAGCAGCUGGAACAGCUGGCAAACCGCUACGUCCUGCCACCGCCACCGCCGUCUUUGACAGAGUUGCAGCAGCAGCAGAACCAGCGCCGGCGCUGGAGCGCGCCACCAGUGCCCACCAUGCGACGUCCUCCCAUGGCCCCACUGCGGCAUCCCAACGCUACCUGCCCGGGAGCGUUUCGGAGUGAGGAGGAGCGACUGCGCAGCUCCACGCCACCGGUUGCGCGGCCAGAGGAGUGGCUGUCGUUUGAACAGCAGCACGAGCGGCUGCACCUGCCCGAGUGCUGGCGUGAUAGCGAGGUGAUCGUCGUCGACCAUGUGACGAAGGACAGGGAGCGUGAUUCCGAGGAGGCGGAGCGGCUGCUAGAGCUGGAGGAGGAGCUGCUGAGAGAGCUGCGGCAAAACCAAUCAGUCCGGGCGGACGGCGACGGUCUACUUCGGGGGGGCCGACGAUGGGGAAGUCGGGACAGGCACUUGACGGCAGGCGCCAACGCCGCCGGCGAGACGAUCGACGAGGAGGAGCUUGAUUGGGGCGAUGACUCAGCCGAUGAAGCCGCGGCGGACGCUGCGUACGAAGCACGACUGGCGCGCUACGGCAGAGCGAUGCUGCUGCACCGACGCGGCCGCUCUCACGCCUCACUGUACCGCGACGGCGGCGAGGGGUGCUCGUGCGGCAGCUGCCCAUCUGCCACGGGCUGGUGUUGCCGGCGCCGACCCGCUAACGGAGGAGACCGGGAGGGCUUCCCCUGCGACGACACCGCCUCGUUAAGAGGGGCGCCCAGCGGUGAGAGGACCACUCUCCCAGCUGCCACGGGUGUUCCUGCAGGGUCGCCCGUGCUGCCAACGCGCAACUUCAGCCGUCGCCACUCAGCCCCGGCGACCAUCUGGGGCGCCGACAAAGGGACGGAGUGGCGUGACCUGCAGGCACGGUUUGAGGAGCUCAUCAGUAUUCAGCAGCGUAGUCGCGGAAGUGAACGGGAUGGCGCCGAUGAUACAACUCUUGACGAGCAGUCGUUAUCCACACUGGCGAACAACACGGCAUCCAGUCCCAUGAAAGAAGGUCUCGCCAGCGGUAUAUCACGUCGCCGUCGGACCCACAGCUUUAGCCACGAAGUCGCCCCCUGCCCGGCAGAUGCGGCAGGCAGGCGGCCACAGAGCCCCUCUCCUCCGGCGAGCGACCUCAGCAGCUCCUACCGUGACCACAUGCCGCAUUGCGGCGACGGGAGCAGUGGUUUGCCUGCGCCAUCUCCGCGUACUGGUGGUGCUGCGGCACCGACGGCGCUCGAGCGUACACACACCCACCCGGGCCCAAGCGGCUACCGUCGCGUCCAGUGGAGGAGGGAAGCUAAGGCCGAUGCGGCGCCGUCGCUGCCCUCGCAGGCGCCCGAAAAUCAGCGCAUCGCUUCCGGCACUCUCUCUCCGUACUCAUCGACGCCUCCGUCCCCGUCAGAGAGGGAGGGCACAUCAGGGCAGUCGAACCAUGGGCGUGUGUCGGCUGCCUGCACGAAUCCCCCGGCGUUUCUCAUGUCUCCGAGGCACCCGUCAAAGAUGAUGAGCGCGCCCCACACAGCCAGCACGAGGGGCUCUGCCGAGACGCGCGAGGAAACCGACGCGUACGACAGUGACGUGGGGGAGGAGGAAAGGGGUCCGAAGAGCGCCAUGGCCGCGCGCACGCCCGUGGCGUCAACCGCGCAGCGGACACCGAGGCUGCACUUCACUGGGACUUCCCGCACGGCGUCAUCGAUCGGCAUACUGGGCCGGCCGCGACGCGCCAUGGGGCUGCACGACGCGCCGGGAAAGGGACGCCAAAGCGCGAAAGCCGGCCAGGCGGGUCGCGACGACGGUGAGUCCAAGACAGGUGCCACGCCGUCAACAACCCGCACGCUAUCCGCGAGGCAGAAGCCGCAGACGGCAGCGGCGUCUGCUGUGACAGCCGCCAGCGGAAGGCGCGGAAACCCUGCCGCCUCGAGGUUUGGCAGCUGCGGCUCCGCCAGGGGUCCGAGGAUUGCCGGCAGCGGAGGAGGGAGCUUCACUCGCUGCAGCGGCGCGAACUCUGCUUCUCUCGACACCACCAUCACCGCUUCCAUCGUCCCUACUAAGGAGGCGGAUAACGAGGCACCGACGGCCGCGAUGGAGUCGAACAUCCAUGGCACCACUCGCGCCGACACGGGGACAACGAUGUCGGGGUCGCACCCAUCUAACCACGCGCUCGAUGGCGGCGAGCUUGUAGAGCCGUUCUCGGCGGUGUUUGUGGUCGCUUCUCCCGCUGCCGCCGCCCCAGCCACCACGCCGUCGCCGUCAACAACCAUGCAGAAGAGCGCGCGGGACAGCGGCGCGCAGCGCGGACGACUGCGGGACAGCAAGGCCAGCUCCAGCCGGGACCCUGACAAGGACCACGACGCCCACGACGCUUCCCUCUCGUCGCCUCCACAGCAUCGGCACCGCAGACACGCCGGGGCAGAGGGUGAGACCCCCGUUUCGGUCCGCCUGGCGCACAAGGCAAGUGCCCGGCAUGGACCGGCGCUUCCAGAAAACGAAGCGAGGCAUCCGGACGGUGGUGCUGCACCAGGGACGACUGGGUUGGAGGGCGCUGACUCGCGCGCGCUGCUGCGACGACUUGCCCAGCAGAAGAACCGCACCCGCGCCAUGGAAGAGCGCCUGCGAUUUGGCGUCAACUGUACCACCUCAGUGAACCCGAAUAGCGGCAGCCACAGUGCGCGCAGCGGCGGCGGCAGCGGUUUCGUGUGGAGUGAUGGGCACAUCAUAGGCAGAUGGGGACUGGAGUCGGAGAGCUGCACGCCGACGCGCGGCGCCGCGCGGGCGUGCAUGGCUACCGAUCUUGCUCGCCAGGACUUCAGCACACUGCCGAAUACGUACUCAGUCAGCGCAGCCACCGGAGACGCCACCUUGGACACUCCUGUGACUCGCGCCAGCACUGCUCGGCACGGCGGCAGUGCCGCGGCGGACGCCCUCCACGUGACGGUGGUCGACCCUGCCGAAGCCACAACUGUCUGUGUGCACGCCGCUCAUUCCGGCGCGAGUGCCGGCGCGGCCGCAGCCGCAGCAGCACAGCAGACCUCAUCGAAUCCGCGCCGGCGCCGCGUCGAUCUACGCGCGCGCCUGGCGUCGAGACUGACUGCGGUCUCGUCCUCUCUGUCAGCGAGCCCCGCGAAACGGCGCAAGGGCUGUACUGCAGCCGUCACAGCGCCUGUCAGUGCCACCGCUGCGGCAACGGCGGCCUCCGCCCAAAACUUCCGCCGCGCCGAGAGCGCCUACAGUAUACGGUCCCGCUCUCCCACGUACAUCAGCAUAAUGCACCAUGCGGGCUACGGCGAUCGCCGCCGGCACAGCAUCGGCGGCGACGUGGUGCCACCCACUACUUUAACCAUGCCCGAGCGCCAGCUGCGUUCUUCGCGGGCGCCGGUGGCCAGUCAGCUAAUCGACUGGGUUCGGGGCGGCGAAUAA